UCUCCCAUGGAUUACGGCGGCGGCGCCUCCCCGGAUCACUACGGCGGAGGCGGAGGAGGAAGCAUACGCCUGGUCUGCGACAACUGCGGCGCGGCGGAUAAGUACAACCCCGACGACGCCGAGGACGGCUUCUUCUCGUGCCGCCAGUGCUCCGUCGUCCACACCUCCACCCAGGCGACUGCCGCGGACCCCGACGAUUUCCAAGCCACCGGCACCAUGUCCUUCCGCCGAGUUAGCCAAGCCAACAAAACCCCCAAAUCCCGUACCCCCGCACCCUAACCAACCCCUUACCCCACUCGGCAGCCCCCUGCUGCGACUGAGACUGACUUCGAGGAGCCGCGCGACUUUGUUGUUGGCGCCAAGGCUUGGGACGAGCCAGAGGAGCUGGGUGCUCGGGUCCGGUGGCGCUACGUGCAGGGGCUGCAGGUGAUCCUGCAACAGCAGCUGGAAGUGCUGGUCAAGAGGUACCGGGUGGGCGCGCUUGUCUGUGGCCUGGCUGGAACUAUCUGGGUGCGGUGGGUGGCUACCUCCAAGGUGUUCGACGAAAUUUGGGCGCGGAAGGUGCUCGUGGAGGACGAGGCUGUGCAGAGACUGAAGUGCUCUGCCAGUGGAGGUGUCAGUUUACUCUCUUGUUCAGUUCAUACCAUUGAAAGACCAGAGCAAAGUUAGAUAUAUAUGUGUAUCUUUUGUGUGCAGGCGAACAGAAACCUCAAGAGGUGAAAUGUGAAUGGGGGGGGUGAAGCCUUGCCACGCAAAGACAGGCGAAGGGUUGAGUUCAUCUUUGUGCGCUCAUUGAGAACGAUGCUGCCACUGUACUCAACAUUGUCUGUAUGUUUCCUGGCAUGUCAUAUUGCCCGGGAAGCCAUCCUACCGACUGACAUCUAUAGGUGGGCAAUGGAGGGUAAGCUUCCUUAUAUGGCAGCAUUUACCGAAGUGGACAGGCUUCUUGGGAGCUCUGUAAAACACUGCCCUUUGAGUGCAAGACAACUAUUCAGACCAGUCCGAGUGAUUGGAACAUGGCAACUGGAAGCUGCAGCUGGGUCCAUUGCACAACGAAUAGGAUUGCAGCUUCCUUCAGUUAAUUUCUAUGCUAUUGCUCAAUGCUACUUGAAUGAGUUGUCUCUGCCGAUAGAAAGAAUCCUCCCUCAUGCUUGCCGCAUCUAUGAGUGGGCAUUGCCUGCAGAACUAUGGUUGUCUAGUAAUCCAUUAAGGGUCCCCACACGGGUCUGUGUAAUGGCUAUACUAAUAGUGGCUCUAAGAGUUCAGUAUAACAUCCAUGGUCAAGGGAUAUGGGAGGAGAUUUGUGAGACAGGAAGAAAUGCAGAUGGGUCUGAUCCUGAUGAGAAUUUACCACCAUCUAUGAGGCCUGAAGGCGGCACUAGUGAGGAAUUUGGCACAAGGGAAUUGCUAUGCACUCUUGCAAGUGCCUAUGAUAAAAUUGAUGUUGCGCAUGACUAUUCAAAGGACCUUCACUCUUAUCUCAAGUACUGCAAAGAUAUUGUUUUCCCUGGGAUUGCAUGUUCAAUUGAAGAGGAUCACUUAAUAGAGAUCUUUCAGGAUAUGUACAAAGGACGAGAGGAUGGGAAUCCAAAAGCUCGCAUGGAGGAAACGCAAACCACGAAUGGAGUGAUGAAUAAACGAUGUCGGGAUGGAACUUCUGUUGGUGCAAGGAGCAUUUCUGCAUCAUCAUCAGGGAUCCAAAGGAUCAAGUCGGAAAUGGAAGAUCAUGGGUUUUGUUAUCUGCCGCCAAGGAAGUUGCUUAGAUCAAAUGGCUACCUUCACUAUAGAAGGAAGACAAUAACCGGUAGUCUUGUUUGCAUCGGACAUGCUGAUUAUUACGUGCUGAUACGCUCAUUUGCAAAGCUUGCAGAAGUUGAUGUUAGGGUUCUGCAUACCAGUGUGCUAAAACUUGAGAGGAGACUUGCCUGGAUAGACGAGCGGAUAGGCAGAAGCUUGGAUGCCUUGCAGAAUCCACCUAUUAGCUAAGUUUUCUUUUUCUUUUUCCAUCUACCUAGUUAAGCUAAUGAUGCAUGAAAGUCGUGUUUCUUUUUCGAGCAAAAGGAAAGGACAUGUUGUUUUCACGCUGAAGGUUUGAUGGAUUGUUGUAAUGUGGUGAGUCAGUAUAAGAAGCUUUUUUUUUGCGGGGCA
Molecule: messenger RNA, 2148 nt
Organism: Triticum aestivum (bread wheat)
Lineage: Eukaryota; Viridiplantae; Streptophyta; Magnoliopsida; Poales; Poaceae
Product: TATA box-binding protein-associated factor RNA polymerase I subunit B
Exons: 4
Coding region: 802-1986 (394 amino acids)
Biological process (GO): RNA polymerase I preinitiation complex assembly; nucleolar large rRNA transcription by RNA polymerase I
Cellular component (GO): RNA polymerase I core factor complex
Molecular function (GO): RNA polymerase I core promoter sequence-specific DNA binding
Source: RefSeq, a predicted model, not a curated record